AUGUCGGAAGAUAAGCCAGCCCUCCUUGAGGCCCUGUUUCAUCACCUCGUACUCCCACCCAAACUACCGCGAAGUUUUGACGGAGACAACAACGCGCUGAAGAGAAGCCUUGAGAUAAGGCUGCUAGAUGCUUUGGACACCUUCCGCGAUGUUGGUGACCCAAAUGUUUGGCAGACUCUCGAGGCAUCUUUGCAGGCCACGCAGAACUUGCACAGUAGCGCUCUCAUUCAACAUGACAUCUUACGUGCGCUGGAGAACGUACACCGCUCUGACGGUGCUGUUUGGCUUUCUAUACACGUUGAGGCACAAAAUUCUGCUUUAAUCUUUCACGCCGACGACAGGCAAGUAGCCAAAUAUUCACUCUACUCAUUCGUCACUGCGGCACCGGUCGCAGAUGUUCUCAAGACGGAGAAUGCACUCACUUGGGACUUCCCCAGCAGAGCCACCUCAAUCCCAUUCAACGACUUCAGCAAUGAAUCCUUCCUCGACAAUUUGACACGCUUCCUCGAAGAAGCCAGUUCGACCUCUUUCAGCAAAUUUUCGGCGACCGCCUCGAAGGGCGGAAAAUCCGUGGUGGAGAUUCGCGAUUGCCCUAGCUCCGCCCUCAUCGGCGGAAUCCUCAUGUCACUCCUCGAAGCAAUCGGAACCUCAGUACACCCACCACAGCUACGCAAGCGGAUUCGCGAUGAUAUCGUGUUGGACAAAUCCGAACUGCCUUGGAGACGUUCACCAUAUUGGCUUGUUCUGCGUGUUACCCUCGGGCGAUUGCUUUCCGCCCUUGCGGGCGGAACUCAUGAGUCAAUCGGCCGCGUCUACUACAAGUUCAUCAUUUGCACAGUCCUGGCUGAUCUUCUCAAAGACUGUGCUGGCACCAUCCAGCCAGAAAUGGCGGUCAUGCUGCAGGCCAAAUUAUCCCGUCGCCUUGCCAAACUCGAGUCAGAGAAGAAUGCUGCCUCGGGGCCUUUGCGACAGACAUACGACGAUUUUUUCACCCACAGCAGUGUCCACUUCCACACCAUCUUGACCAACGCCAACUCUCAAGUCACUCGUUCAUGGGAAGAUCACAAACAGAUUAUCGUCCGCCGCAUCCCUGUUCUUCCUUACCGUGCUUCUGAGAAGGAUCUUGUUCUGGAUUUGCCUAACAGCCUUAAGGUCUUCCAACAACUCUUGUCCCGGAAAAUUGACCCUGCGAGGCGCCAGGUGUCUGUGGAUCCCCAAUUAUUGAACGAAGGGACGGUUUCUCAGGUUAAUGAGUUUGCCCACAAGUACAGUGCACUAGUCAAUCUUGAGGAUAGAAUGACUACCAGUCUCAGCUCCCAGUCCUCUUCUGAACAAACAUGCGAAGAACUCGCUCUCAACAUUCAACUCUUCAUUUCGAAAGUUGGAGGAGCUUACGAAAACAACCCACUGCUCAUGAGUCGUUACCUGCUCCGACUCUUUGAACUGUGGACGUGCAUGGACAAAGAAGCCAUCAAAGUCUGUCCACUGCUGAAGGAGUAUCAUCCAAUUUUUGUUCCUAGCUCGUUGGAUGUGCUCUGUUUGCAGACCAGACAAGAAUUUGCGCGCCUCAGCGAGGUUCAAGAGUACCUUACCUCUCGCAUCUGCGCCCUCAAACCGCAUCACCUAACGAUUUUCGACAAUUCUAGCAAACUUGACUCGUUCGCUCACAAGUUUGUUUACUGUACAGGGAUGGGAAAGGAACUUGUAACUUUGGGUGAGCAAAUCGAUGUAAAGUCGCAGGAGUCGAAGUCAAGCAAGCAAUCUGAGCUUGCUGCGAUGACCGAGACGUAUAACAAUCUUACACAGUCAUUACAGGGUAUGACAUGUACCUGUACCCGGCUUCCCAACGGAAAAAAACAGAAUAAGGUCUGUAACAGGUGCCAGAAGUUGCGGCACCGAAAGAAACUCAAGAUAAAUGCCCAUGAAGAUCUAAUUCCCAUCACCACCAAAGCCAAAAAAGCUCAAAGAGCGACGAUCCUUUUCCAAUUAAGCAUGCCAAGCUAUCUUUCCGCCUACCGCACAGCCGUCUGGGGGUUACGUUUGCUGGGUACUCCAGCACCGCUUACCAGUAAAGGUGAUCCCAAGCUGCUAUUCAACGACCUUAAUGGUCUUCAAAAGUUCGCCAAAGGUCGAAGUGGUAUAACUUUAGCAUCACGCAAAAAGUCUUUUACUCAGACGCACUACGGAAAAAUGCGACUACCAAAGAGUCUUUCCGAAAUAAUCUUCCCAUUUGGAGCCGAAUUCACCUGCUACGACAGUUCAUCAGGUAUCUGGGCUGACCAACUUCCGCACGUUCCAUGGUUCGAGUAUCUCAUGGGCUCCUGGUUGCCGAGAGGAAUUCCAGAUCCAUACGCGUCUGGCGAGAGCUUCUCACAAGAUGAUUCAUACCAUCCCUCUUCCUACGAGAUUGUCGCGAACAAAUUUGGCUGCCCCCCAGAGCUAUCAGUACACGAGUAUUCCGCCAUUCAACGAGUCGUAUCCGCAAGAGGUAGACGUUGGUUGAUCCUCCUCGUUGAGUUGGGAACCACGAAUUUUAACUUCAGCAGCGAAUCUACCAUGAGGCUGCUCAACCACCUCGCAGUACAGGCUGGCCCAGCGGUUCGAGAAAGUGGCGUCUUGCGUGAGGUACAUAGCCUAUUCGAUGAUGGAGCUUUCUGUGCGACACUGUUCGAACUUCUUCGAGGUCGACUAAACGCCAUCACAUCAAGCUGGCGGGAGGUACAUUAUAUGAAUUUACUCGUGACACUCAGUGUGCAGCUUUAUCAGCUUUCCUAUGGCAAGUCCCGAUCUAAUGCAGAAACUCUACUUGUUACCAUUCGGUCGAUUACUUGUGGAUGGAUUGCCCAUCUGCGAAACGAAAUCAGGUCCGCUUCUGAGGGUGAGGUCGCAAGCAGGGCUGCAACUUUUGCCUUUUGGGCCGCCUUACUUAAUCGUCGAACAUUCUGGGUCUACGCAAGACACGUACACGAACUCAACGAUGAUGACGCUCGCAGUUUCUUCAGAGCUUCCAUCGCCCUCCAGGAGAAUCUACUGGCCGAUAUCAAUCAGCUGGAUCCGAUACUGCGUGGUUUACUUAUCGACGACCUAUCCAAUUCGCAUUCAAUGCGACAAGUGAUCGAAGAGUGGUUCAGAAGAAGUUACAAGUUGUUGGAAAGUUCCAUAAACGAGACAUGGACCGAAUCAGGAGCGGGUAGUGUAAGGUCAUACUCCAAGUGGAAAAGCCUCGCUGGCCUCCAAUCUGGGUGGGUGUCAUCACGGGUUGCAGGAACAAAAUGGACAUCGUGUCAGAUUGUGCAUUACCACUUUCUCCAAGGGCACCUCAUCAUUGACGGAAAGCCAUUGGGAAAGCUACCUCUUCAGAUGACACAGGACCCAGUUGUCCAGGAACUCUUCGGAUCACAACAUCUCCUGACCCGUCCCUCAGGUCUUCUCGAAUAUCAACUUGUCAAUGACAUUAUGGGACAUCAAGUGCAUCUUGGCCUCAGAGAUGGCGAGGUCGUGAUCCAGGCACUCUAUCGAAACUCCCUGCUUGAAUACGUCCCACGAGACAUCUUCAAAGGUAGUGGCGGAUACGAUGUACCAAAAGAUCUUGUCGACAAUUGUGUGCAUUGGUUGAAUCUUGGUACCGGGAAACUUGAGAUGCGUCGGAAACCAUGGAUUUGGAAAUCGAAACAAUCGAAUUGGAUCCUCAAUACCCGGAAUCGCGUAGCUAUCCGCAAUAAAGGGACCAAGCUCGUUGAGCCAAGUUCAAAGCUGGGUCAGCAGAUCACAAGCAUCUUUCAACAUUUUGAAGAUGCAGACAAAUUGACAAUCUAUCAACCACUUGGACGAGGACGAUUGUCCGUUGAGAUGAAACGACUCGAAAUUCGGUUAUCAGUCAAUCACAAAGGGCUGUUACAAUGUCCACAACUCACAGCUGAGAUUGACCCUAAUCAGGAUGCAGGCACCCUCUACGGGCUUUCAAGUCAGAUAAUCUUGAGGAAUGUCGUCAAUGAGGAAAGAAGAACAGUUCUUAUCCCGAUCGGUGACAUUUACUGGCAGCGUCGGGGAGUCCACGUGGAUGUUAGGAUCAUCAAUGAGGGGAUGUAUGCCAGCUUUUCGAUCGACAAGGUACUAGGUCGUUUGGACUGCCCCCCAGAGCCACUUUUGCUCUAUCUCAAAGCUGCUGUCCAUGCCCUAACAUCGUUCCCUCUUCCCGACCGUCUGACGCUUCGUACUGGAACGGAAGAAGCUCGACACUCUCUCAUGGCAGCCCGAAGCCAACCUUGGAGCCCACUGAAAGACUUCCCGCAACGUAUCCUCUCUGUGCUCAAGUCUCUCUCUCCUCAGCGAUACGCUUACCCACCAGGUAUAGGUCUUUACCAGAAGGUAAAGUGGGACAGCAACCUGACGAUGUGGAUUCAGCAUGAGGAGUUUACUUCUCUCGUUGACUCCAUUCUCUUACAAUCACAACAACUCGAGCGCGUGAGCCACAAGAGCAAGACGGAUGAGAACAUUUUAUCACAGCAGGCUUCCCAGAAAUUACUGUGUCGUCGUGGACGAAUCCGCAGACAACUCUAUGAACGCAUUUCUUUCCCUUCCGACAUUGACGUUCUCACAAGCUCCUCGAAACCUUUUCCUUACGUUCCCAACAAAGAUGCAAGGGCGAAGUACGACGGAGAUCGUGUGUACCAGACAGUCUGUGCAUUAAAAGCCAAUUUGUAUAAUAUACCUAAACUGGGUCGCCUGUCAACAGUUGUGUAUGAAUUGAACAGCAUUGGGGGCUUCGAAGACACAUUGACUGUUACUGAUAUCGAACUUCUUCUUGGUGAGACUAUUCUCUACCUCUUGGGGUCCCUUCUGCAAUUCAGUCGCAGAGAUGGUCAUCCACAAUCCUACGACGCUCAUUUUUUGCUUGCUGUGUUGGCUUUCAACGGAAACGUUGAUCUCGAUGUCAUCCAAUGGUUGGUUACUAUUCACAGGACUGCUGAGCUCAGGAAACUCCAACCUCCUGGGCAUUUAUAUUUCACUGACUUCCACCCCUCUGUGGAUCCAUCGAUGGACAACAUGAAGGCACUCAUCCUGAAAAACCAACCAUCUUACACCGACUACUGCAUAGUUGGAAAGGCCGAUGUGCGUAAAAGGACCAAAUUGGAUGCUUUUGACUACAAAAGGAAGCAGAUGGAUGAAGCCAUUAGCCUUGCAGGCCGGGUUAUUAGCGCUUGGCCUCUCCAUUCUGACGCACCCUCUACGCUCCAGGAUUUAAUCACCGAUUCCAACCAUCAAUACAUCGACUCCGUCGAGUCUUGGAAGAGUUUAAAGCCAGAACUUGAAAGAAUAUCACACAAUCUCCAGCUUUCAGCGUACCUUGAACAGAUUGAGGAUACAGCAUCGCGUCUCUACCAGCAGCAGUCUACCGAACAGAAGGCGUCAGCGGAGAAUAUGUGGUUCUUAAAACCAUAUCCCUUGCCAAUUCCACAAUUGUUCCAGUUCUAUUCAGCAUACAGAGUACCAAGUCUUGGAGAAGACCUUGUGAAGCUUCCACAUCAACCAAGUAAUGCGUUCAGGACUUCCCACAUAAUCGAAACAAAAUCUCACAACGCUACUGGUCGACUUCCAGCCGGCCAAGACGGAAGUAUCUCCACAACAGUGCCGACUUUACCUGAUAGUCUGUCAGUCCUCGAUCAGAUAGUCAAGAGGUUUUCUAAGUCAUCAGAGACGAGUCUGCGAAAGCAAUACAGUAAGGACCUCCAGAUAUCGCUCACGGCCCUGAUCCAAGACCACAUCAAAGCCUUCAACAAGACCAAGCGGAUCAUCCGUGCAGCGGAUAUCGAAAAGUACAUUAUUUCAGCUUACGAGGAAUUGAGCCAGUGGGAUGAUAAUCUUCGGAUCUCGCUUUCGAAGCAGUUUACAGGUUCUAAGUGGUUGAACGAAGGAGGGCUUUGGCCCUGUAUGUCUCCCGUCGCAAUGUUGGAGCAGUUGCGAAACACCAAAAACGGCAAGCUUAGUCCUGAAAUGAAGGCUGAGUUGGUUCGAUAUGGAAUUCUCAUUACAAAGCUACAGCGAUGCCUUCGCAUCCGCGAUGCCACCCUGUGCGAAGAUGACAGGCGUCUGCGCGAGAAUGAAGAACUACAGGCACACUCGAACUGGAACCCCCAUGAACAUCCGGAGUGGCUUCUUUUGGAGAUUGACAACAACUUGCUCAUUCGUCCGUCCCAAAUUGACGUUGCUAGAGCUAUCAUAUCUCCAUCGUCUGCUUCCAACUCUGUGCUCCAAAUGAACAUGGGACAAGGAAAAACCUCGUGUAUUAUCCCGAUGGCCGUUGCCAUGCUUGCCGACCGUAAGGAUUUAUGCCGACUAGUCGUUCCCCGAGCUCUUCUCUUGCAGACCGCCCAGGUUGUCCAAAGUCGAAUUGGUGGACUGCUCGGUCGCGUUGUUCGCCACGUUCCCUUUUCGCGCCGUUCGCCUAUGGGACUUGAGAGCAUCAGUCUUUAUCAGAUGAUCCACAAACAUAUCCGCGAUACGGGUGGCGUCAUGAUAUGUCUUCCCGAGCACAUCAUGUCAUUCAAGCUGAGUGGACUUCAGCAAUUGGUCGACGGUGAACUGAAGCGGGCCAAGAGGAUGACAGACGUCCAACGAUGGUUAGAGGCAAACAGUCGUGAUGUUCUUGAUGAAUCCGACUUUACACUAUCAACGAAGACACAACUGAUAUACCCCAGCGGUCUACCUAUGGCGGUCGACGGCCAUCCUAAGCGCUGGCUUGUCAUCGAAGGGCUCCUGUCGCUUGUUGAAGGACACAUUCCCUACCUGCAGUCAAGGUACGGUGAUGGUAUCGACAUCAUGCGACGUCAUCAAGGCUAUCCGAUCAUGCACAUUCUGCGUCCAAAAGUCGAGGACACCCUUAUCUUUCUUCUCAUAGAGGAUGUAUCACGGGGCCGUCUUCCGCAGUUACAGUUCAAGAACGCGGCCGAUAUCAAAGCUCAACAACACGUCCGAUCGGUUGUGAUGGGCAUGACUGACCUGUCGAUUUGUCAACGAGCUGCGGAGUUUCUGACUGAUGAAGUCUUCGGCAUGCAGAGCCUUUACCUUCUCAAAGGUCUCAUUUCGGAAGGUCUACUAUUGACCUGUUUGAAAAAGCGAUGGAACGUCCAGUAUGGUCUGCACCCUCAGCGCGCUCCAAUUGCGGUUCCUUUCGAAGCGAAGGAUGUUCCCUCGUUGACGGCAGAGUACGGCCACCCUGACACAACUCUGAUAUUGACCUGUCUAGCGUUUUAUCAGACAGGCCUGACCCAGACCCAGAUGGUCCAGUGUUUGGAUCAUAUCAUCCGCUCCGAUGAUCCCACUAUGCAGUAUGAGCGUUUAAUUCAUGGGUGCAAGCUACCAGCCCGCCUUGAGUGCUGGAACUUUCUCACACUGGAUGACGACGCACAGAUGGAGGAUCUUUGGAAGCAUGUGAGGUUCGACACAAACAUCAUCAACUACUUUCUGAACAAUUUCGCUUUUCCAGCGCAUGCAAAGCAGUUUGGAGUCAAGCUUCAGGCUUCCGGUUGGGACAUCCCACUGCUUUCGAACGACAAAGGCCCAUCGACCAACUUGACAACGGGCUUCAGCGGAACCAACGACAAUAAGAGACUACUUCCUCAGACAAUCAAGCAAGAUGACUUGCCUAGUCUGGUACAGACGAAUGCAGAGGUCCUCAGUUACUUGCUGGAAGAACGAAACCAGCGAUGCUAUCAAGCGAUUGACAUGAAUGGACAACACCUCACUGAGAGAGGUCUCUUGGCGCUUCUCGGUCGGGAGGAAAUCCGUAUUUUGAUUGACGCAGGAGCUUGUAUUCUAGAAAUGGAAAACAAAGAUCUUGCUGCAGCCUGGCUCGAGAUCUUUCCCGACGCUCAAGGAGCUGUCUACUUUGGCAACGAUAGCAGACUCAUGGUUCACGCCCGUUUCCAGAAGCAGCCUGUACCACUCCUCGCAAGUCCAUUUGCGGACAAUCUCAAAGAUUGUGUUGUGUACAUUGAUGAGGCGCACACCCGCGGUACGGAUUUGAAGUUGCCUGUUGACGCUAAGGGAGCCGUUACACUCGGUCUGGGUCAAACAAAGGACCAGACAGUUCAAGCCGCCAUGAGACUUCGACAACUCAGAUCGACUCAAUCAGUGGCUUUCAUCGCGCCCCCAGAGGUUCAUCGAAGUAUCCUCGACUUGCGACUGAACGUCGAAAAUAAGUUCGCCCCGGUCACAUCUACCGAUGUGAUCUACUGGCUACUCGAGCAAAGCUGCAAAGCAAACGAAAAGAUGAUGCCCCUCUAUAUAGCCCAGGGUUUCGACUUUUGCCAGCGCACAAACGCAUUGUGGAAGUAUCGAAACUUCUCCCAGGAUCCAGCAAAGAGAUAUAAACUCCUUAGUCAAAUACAGCAGCGCGAGGACCAAACUCUGGAACAGCUGUAUGGCCCCAGAGGCAUUAUCCCCACCACGGAGGUCAUGGAAAACCUCGACUUCGGGUGCUUAAAGGGCUUCACGACCCGCUUGUGUGAAGAAAAGCUGGAUCAAUCCGGAGGCUAUUCUUCUGCGUUCGAGGAGCUGGAGUUGGAGCGAGAGGUUGAGUUCGAGUUUGAGCAGCUUCGGGACAAACAGAAGCCUGUCAAGUAUAACGCCGAUACUUUCCCUGGUCUUGACCCAGCCAUUACCCAUUUUGUCGCUACCGGAUACCUCACAGGAUAUGGAAUAUUUAUCCCAGCUUUCGAAUUUCUAGGUGGUACCAAGAUAGGACGCAAGUUUGGGUUGAGAGGGGCAUCGUCCAGGCUGUUUGUUUCACAGCAGUUCACCAGGAGCAUCGCAAGCAAAGGCCAUGCUGUAGCCGUCGAAGUCAUGCGGCCCGUCGAAUGGAUCCUCUGGUGUUCAAAAACCGAGACAGCUGUCAUUAUCAUUCCAGAAGAAGCUGAACUCCUUCUCACGAUGCUACGCGACUCGCCCAACAUUUCUGUAUCACUGUUGACCUACGCUGCGCCCGUCACAAGGGCAAUGUGGCGAUUCAAUACGCUAGAUUAUUUCACGAUCCCAAGUCGAGACACUACUCCAGUGUUUCCUCCAUGGCUCGCAAUUGAGAUCGGCGUCCUGGCCGGGCGGUUAUACUUCGACUACAGCGAGUACGCGGAUCUGGUCUCAUGGCUAGGUAUUAGCCAAGAUGAAAUGCCGAGACCCAUUCCGAAGGCGUCCCAACUAGAGACGCGUCGCGUCACGCGAGGUCUUUUCGUUGACCAAACACUUAAAUUUCUCCUGGAAUGGCUUACCUACCGACGCCAAACGCAGGACAUUAUGCACACACCAAUGGGCUUUUUGUGUCAGGGGAAGAAACUCGAGCCUGGACUUUCUUUCUUUUCGUUUACUACAGCUUCCCAAGAGGAACACGAAACGCGUCGCGCUAUUGAAGGACACGUUGUGGCGAAAUUGGAUGAAGGGGUUAGCGAUGAUGACGGUGACUGGGAUGACGGUGACGAAUUGAUGAUCCCUGAGGGUGAACAAAUGGAGGGUGGAUUGGACACCGAUAUGUGA
Messenger RNA from Fusarium venenatum, 9528 nucleotides. NCBI's taxonomy places the organism in Eukaryota, Fungi, Ascomycota, Sordariomycetes, Hypocreales, Nectriaceae. The record is from RefSeq and is a predicted model, not a curated record.